Condylostylus longicornis is the source of this 1634-nucleotide messenger RNA. RefSeq names its product zinc finger protein 616-like. Lineage: Eukaryota; Metazoa; Arthropoda; Insecta; Diptera; Dolichopodidae. Gene Ontology annotation, cellular component: nucleus. The transcript is spliced from 4 exons. The record is from RefSeq and is a predicted model, not a curated record. Bases 99 to 1424 code for a protein of 441 amino acids.
GAAUAUUUUUGAUGAAGAAUAUAAACAAUUAUAAUAAAAUAAAAGGGAGGAAUUUGUAAAGAUUAACUGAAUAACUUAAAAAAAAAACACUUUCCGAAAUGAAUUCAUGUGAAGAAAACAUAACAGUUGAUCUUGAUCCUGAUGAUGUGAAAAUAAAGAAGGAAUUGAAUGUUUCUAUUGAACGGAAAUGUGGAGAAAUAUAUUUUACUAAUCAUAUGUUUUAUUUAAGUUGUAAUUAUUGUGGAAGUAAAUUUAAUACAAUAAAAUUAUAUGUUCAACAUUUUAUCCACAAUCACUUAAGUCUUAGCGUAGAUCAAACAAUUUUAGUUAUAAGACAAAUUUUAUCUGAUGAUGAAGAUUCUGAAGCUUGGGACGAAAAUAAUGACAAACUUAACUUUGAAUUAGAGGGCGAAACAACACAGGAGGAUUUUAGAAGUGAUGAAUUAGAUACAUCACGGGAAGAUGUUUUAAAAAAUAAUUCGGAAUUCUAUGAAAACAAUGGCGAUGAAAGAAAUACAAAUGAUGUUGAAGAAAAAAAAAAUAAAGCUAGUAAUAAAGUAAAAAAUUCAAAACGUAAAACAGAUGUUAAUCAAAUUAUAGGAUCAGACUUCCCGGACGAUAAUGAAAGAAAAAAGUGGAUUUGUAGUGUGUGCAACACCCCGUUUACUAGGCGGGAUAAUAUGCUUCGACAUAAAUGGAAAAUUCACAAGGAAAAACCGAAUCCUGAUUAUGGAGAAAUUCGUUUAGAUUGUAAAUGGUGUGGACAACAUUUUAAAAGACAUUCAGACAGAUCAAGGCAUGAAAAUCAGCAGCAUGACGCAGAUGGUGCUAAAAUUAAUCGCAGAAGAAACUAUAAAGAGAAUCCUUUAGAAAGACAUGUCUGUGAGACAUGCGGAAAUUCUUAUAAACACGCUUGGAGUCUGCAGGAACAUUUAAGAAUUCAUACAGGGGAAAGACCUUUUGUAUGCGAUUUGUGCAAUGCAACAUUUGCUAAAAGGCAAAACUUUAUAGUACACAUGAAAUAUCAUUCGAACGAACGCCGUUUUAAAUGCCAAUAUUGUGAUAAAGGCUUUGUGCAAAAAACAAAAUUAAUUUUACAUGAAAUGGUACAUACUGGAACAUAUAAAGCCCAAUGCACUAUUUGCGGAAAACAGUUCCGAUGUCGUUCCCGUUUAAAUGUACAUAUGAAAAGGCAUAUAUACGAUAAGUGCCAUAAAUGCGAUCAGUGUGAAAAAAGAUUUUAUACAGCCGAUUCUUUAAAAAGACAUACAGCUAUUCACUCUGAUAAAAAGCCAUUCCGUUGUGAAAUUUGUUUUGCAGAGUAUUUUACAAAAUGUUCCUUACAAAAGCAUACAAAACGAAGACACAAAGCAUCUCAACCACCAGACCUUCCCAUAGCUAAUACGGAAAAUCCUAUGAACUAGCAUAAUAUUUAAGAUACAUAUUUUGAUUUAAAUUUUUAAAAUUAAAAAAAUUUCACUCGGCAGGAUAUCGUUACUUAAACUUAAUUUUUUAUUUAUACAUAGUGCAAUUUCUAUUUUUUUAAUAUUUUUUCUUUAGUACCUAUAAUCUAAGUUUUUAAUCAAUAAAGAAAUUAAAAUUUUCUUUUAAUUUAUGUACAUAAUUAUUUUAAA